GAAUCCGCCUUGCGGUCGCUCUUACGUAUGCGCGGUGUUCCUUCGUGGCCACCGUCCGUGUGCGGGAACCGCUCAGGCUGAUUAGGCGGACGGUUCUCGGUGAUCUGUGGGCUUUAUUUUCGGAGUUGGCGGAAUUCGGCAGCCGACGACGAUGCUCAGCAACCGCGUGUCGACGAUCCUGCGGCUGGCCGCGCAGGAGCCGCAAUGGCAGCAGCAGCGAGGGAUGGCCACCCUCAAGGCGAUCUCCAUGCGUUUGAAGUCCGUCAAGAACAUCCAGAAGAUCACGCAGUCCAUGAAGAUGGUGUCGGCGGCCAAGUACAACCGAGCGGAGCGCGACCUGAAGCAGGCCCGUCCCCUCGGCGUCGGCACCAAGGUGUUCUACGAGCAGGCCGAGAUCGAGGCGCCGCCGGAGGAGCCGAAGAAGCUCGUCAUCGCCGUGACGAGCGAUCGCGGCCUCUGCGGCGCCGUGCACACCGGCGUGUCCCGCAACAUUCGCGACCGGCUGUUGGCCGACGCCAAGGAGCGCGAGAACACCAAGAUCGUAUGCAUCGGCGAGAAGUCCCGGACGAUCCUCCAGCGGCUGUUCGCGAACAACAUACUCUUCGUCGCAUCCGAGGUCGGCCGUAAACCGCCGACGUUCAACGACGCGGCUAAAGUAGCUAUACAGAUAAUGAACAGUGGUUAUUCCUUCGGCUCCGGACGCAUAGUGUACAACAGGUUCAAGUCUGUGGUGUCGUAUGCGGUUGACGAUAUGCCGUUGUUCGAUAAGAACGCGGUGGUCACCGCGCCGAAGCUGUCGGUGUACGACUCGCUCGACGACGAGGUAAUACAGAGCUACCUCGAGUUCUCGCUCGCCUCGCUCUUGUUUUAUUCGAUGAAGGAAGGCGCCUGCAGCGAGCAGUCCAGCCGUAUGACGGCCAUGGACAACGCCAGCAAGAACGCUGGAGAGAUGAUCGACAAACUCACCCUCACAUUCAACCGCACUCGGCAGGCUGUGAUUACCAGGGAACUGAUCGAGAUUAUCUCCGGUGCCGCCGCUUUGGCUUAAGAAUUUUCCCGCGGUGGGAAAGCUUAGUUUAUCAAUGUAUAGUGCCGGCAAAUAGAAAGAGAAUAUGUUGCUGGGAAAGGAAGAGGAACGGGGAGACGCGCCUGUUAUGCUGCCGAAAGAUCAAGUUUCCCCCAUUGACUUGGACAAUGUUCGAUUAACCGUGGAGUUGUAUGGUAAACAUCAAGAAUAUUACGAGUCUAUCUGAUAUUUAUAUGUCCAAGUUGUUUAAUAAAUCAGCUCAAUUACAAAA
This is a messenger RNA of Vollenhovia emeryi, 1298 nucleotides long. It is a transcript of the gene ATPsyngamma, whose product is annotated as ATP synthase subunit gamma, mitochondrial. Gene Ontology annotation, molecular function: proton-transporting ATP synthase activity, rotational mechanism. Lineage: Eukaryota; Metazoa; Arthropoda; Insecta; Hymenoptera; Formicidae. The transcript is spliced from 3 exons. Bases 152 to 1048 code for a protein of 298 amino acids. Gene Ontology annotation, biological process: proton motive force-driven ATP synthesis. The record is from RefSeq and is a predicted model, not a curated record.